Molecule: messenger RNA, 828 nt
Organism: Ilyonectria robusta
Lineage: Eukaryota; Fungi; Ascomycota; Sordariomycetes; Hypocreales; Nectriaceae
Product: eukaryotic translation initiation factor 3 subunit J
Exons: 3
Coding region: 1-828 (275 amino acids)
Cellular component (GO): cytoplasm; eukaryotic translation initiation factor 3 complex
Molecular function (GO): translation initiation factor activity
Source: RefSeq, a predicted model, not a curated record
AUGCCUCCUAAGCAAUGGGACGACGAGGAGAGCGACUCUGAUAGCUCGAGUUCCACUCCCGCCGUUGGUGUUCCGGGUGCCGCCGCUCGCCGCAAGUUUGACGACGAAGAGGAUGACAGCGAUGUCCUCGACUCGUGGGAUGCCGAUGACUCCGAGGCAGAAGCCGAGAAGGCUAAGAAGGCUGCCGAAGCCAAGGCCAAGGCUGAUGCCGAGGCUGCCGCCAAGAAGGUGCCCAAGGGUGAGCGCAUCGCGCAGCUCAAGGCCAAGCGUGCCGUUCAGGCUGUCUUGGACGAUGAUGAAGACUAUGAAGAUGAGACGGAGGCCGAGCGCCGUGAACGUCUCCGCCGAACCGAGCAGGAUGCGGAUUUGGCCCACGCCGCCGACAUGUUUGGAGACGCUGGUUUGAGCGCUGGCCGUGCUAAGACCAAGACUGCUGCCGUCGUCAUCGACAGCAAGGACCCUACCAAGACUGUUGAUAUCGCCAAGCUGCCCCUCUUCGACCCCAAGACAAAGGCCCAGUUCGAACUCCUUCGCAUAACUGUUGGCCCCGUCAUCGCGGCCCACUCUAAGAAGGCUCACUACAGCCUCUUCCUUCAGGAGUUCACCAAGACCUUGGCUCGUGAUAUGCCCAGCGACCAGAUCAAGAAGCUCGCCAGCGGUCUCACUGCUCUCGGCAACGAGAAAAUGAAGGAGGAGAAAGCUGCCGAUAAGGGCGGUAAGAAGACCAAGGCCGCCAAGACGAAGACUUCCCUUGUCACCGGCCGUGCCAACGCUGCUGAUACCGCCGCGUACGACGACGACGGCUUUGGAGAGUUCGUACCCCCAUGA